UGAAAAUUGUCCAGUAUAAGUUACACAUUUUGAUCCGUUCAAAAUUUGUUGUUAAUUCUAUAUUUUGUUGUGUUUUGUGAUUAAAUUUCUUUGUAACAAAAUUCAAAUUUAAUUUUUGGCAAAAUUGAACCAAUUUUUGCUUUAGACAAUGAAGGGAAUUAAAAUCAUGCCUUUAGUGAUUACCAGUAGUUCAGAUGAAAGCGAAGGCGAAGAAGUGAUCAUUACUCCUAUUACCAAAAAACCUGACUUUUCGGAAUAUAUGUGGAUGGAAGGUGAAGAUGAUUUUGAUAAAAAGGAAUUGCAAAAACUUAGCGAUGAAUAUACCAUAAUGCAGUGUAUUAAGUCUGCAUUGGAAGAUGAUUUAGAGGUGGAACUAAUCAAAUGGCGCAAUUCAGAAGCUUUAGAUAAUGGUAGUGCCAAUGUCGAAGUCUUAAUAUCUGCGCUUUACACUUUGGGAAAGCGUGACUUUAAUGUUUUCACCUCAAGUUUAAAUCCUAAGGCUCAGGAAUUUAUUCCUCGUGGCCCAAAAUACUAAAAAAAUCCUUUAUAAUGUCGAAAACAACCACCUGGGGAUACUUAAAAAAUGGUAAGUUCGAUGGAAUGAUUGGAGCCCUAACACGAAAUCAAGUGGA
This is a messenger RNA of Teleopsis dalmanni, 632 nucleotides long. RefSeq names its product polyadenylate-binding protein-interacting protein 2-like. The transcript is spliced from 2 exons. The coding region runs from base 149 to 535 and encodes 128 amino acids. Gene Ontology annotation, cellular component: cytoplasm. The record is from RefSeq and is a predicted model, not a curated record. NCBI's taxonomy places the organism in Eukaryota, Metazoa, Arthropoda, Insecta, Diptera, Diopsidae. Gene Ontology annotation, biological process: negative regulation of translational initiation. Gene Ontology annotation, molecular function: mRNA regulatory element binding translation repressor activity.